Messenger RNA from Dermochelys coriacea (leatherback sea turtle), 2999 nucleotides. RefSeq names its product solute carrier family 35 member A2 (gene SLC35A2). Lineage: Eukaryota; Metazoa; Chordata; Testudines; Dermochelyidae. Gene Ontology annotation, biological process: pyrimidine nucleotide-sugar transmembrane transport. The record is from RefSeq and is a predicted model, not a curated record. Gene Ontology annotation, molecular function: UDP-galactose transmembrane transporter activity. Gene Ontology annotation, cellular component: Golgi membrane.
CCCAGCAUAGCUGGCCAGAUUUCCCUUACGGUAGUCCUGGGCCAGCCUGACCGUUCCUUGGAUUGGAAUGCAGUCAAGGGACGGAAAUUCCCCACCUAUUUCUCAUGUUUCCUGGUUUGACUCUGGACAGGUGUGUGUUUGCUUAGCCAGGUGCAGCAGGAAGCCAGUCACUUAGCUGCAUCUGGUUCCCUUCAGCUGAUGCCAAAAUCCCCCCCGGGCACCUGAAGUGCUGCCCAUCUGGGAGUUGGUCUUUUAUCCAGGGCUCAUGAGUUGAAAUUAGCUGCAAUUGAUCAUGCCGGGAAGCAACAUUUAGAUCGGAUUGGGGGCCCACCUACCCGGUCUCCUGCCUCCAGAGAUAUCCUUGUCUCUCAGCUCCCAAGAGCUACUUGGUCCCUUCCCCAAUGGGCGAAAAUCUUUGAUGGUUGUUGAAAGUUUCUAUUAUGGGAACCAUCGGUUGAAGUACAUCAGCCUGGCAGUGCUGGUGGUCCAGAAUGCCUCACUCAUCCUGAGCAUCCGCUACGUGCGAACCCUGCCCGGGGAGCGCUUCUUCGCCACCACGCCGUGGUCAUGGCUCCUCAAGGGAGCCACCUGCCUGCUGCUCAUCUUCCUCCAGAAACGAGGCAACAUGAAGCAGUUCGCCCUGUCCCUGUACGAUGCCGUGGUGCUGCAGUACAUGGAUACGCUGAAGCUGGCGGUGCCCUCGCUGAUCUACACGCUGCAGAACAACCUCCAGUACGUUGCCAUCUCCAACCUGCCGGCAGCCACCUUCCAGGUCACCUACCAGCUGAAGAUCCUGACCACGGCCAUCUUCUCGGUCCUGAUGCUCCGCAAGAGCCUGUCGCGCCUGCAGUGGCUGUCGCUGCUCCUGCUCUUCGCCGUGGCCAUCGUCCAGGUGGAGCAGGGCCAGGCGGGCGGGCAGAGGUCCCCAGGCACAGCCCGCCAGAGCUACGUGGUUGGGCUCGUCGCCGUGGUGGUCUCCUGCCUCUCCUCGGGCUUCGCCGGCGUCUACUUCGAGAAGAUCUUGAAGGGCAGCUCAGCCUCCGUCUGGCUGCGCAAUGUGCAGCUGGGCAUCUUCGGGACCCUGCUCGGGCUGCUGGGCAUGUGGUGGGCCGAGGGGGCAGCCGUGGCCGCACAAGGCUUCUUCCACGGCUACAGCCCACUGGUGUGGGGCGUGAUCCUCAACCAGGCCUUUGGCGGCCUCCUGGUGGCCGUGGUGGUGAAGUAUGCCGACAACAUCCUCAAGGGCUUUGCCACCUCGCUCUCCAUCGUGGCCUCCACCGUGGCCUCCAUGCACCUCUUCGGCUUCCGCCUGCACCCCCUCGUCCUGGGGGCUGGGCUGGUGAUCGCCGUCUACAUGUACAGUCUGCCCAAGGCCAGGCCGCCCCUGGGCCCCCGUGAGGAGCCCACUGCCCCGCUGCCCCUUGGCAAGGAGCACAGCGAGCCGGGCUACCCCCCAAGUCAGUGCUGGUCAAGUGAGGUCUGCAAGGGGGGCGGGUUGGGGGGUCUCUCCUGUGCUCCUUCUCUGGGCUGUGAGCCCUCCAUCUCCCUUGGCCCCCUCCAUAGCCUCUCCCUGCCCCGCACCUGCCCUUGACCCCCCACAUCUCUCUGCCCCUCCUUCUACCUUGGCUCCCCCCAAGUCUCUCUCACUUGACAGAUCUUUGGUGGGAAGCAUGUCCCCUUUUUCCACCCCCAUCCAAUCAUUCCACUGCUGCUCCUCCAUAUAACCUUGUCUCCCCCAAGCCAGUCACUUUCCUAGCCCCGCCCCAUAUCUGUCCUCUACUCUGCUCCAGCUCAGACCCUGUUCCCCUCUUCUGGGUCAGGAUGACUGACACCCCCCCUUCGGCCCAGGAGAGGCAUUUAGGUGCACACUAGAGCGGGGAGAGACCGUGAUUCUCCCCCCGCAAGCCGCAGAGAGUCGGCAAAUGGAUUGAGCCAGAGAAUUAUUUUUGUACGAUCCCGAAGCAGCCCCGAUGGACAGUGCAUCAAGACGGGGGGCGGGAGGGAACCCCCAGGAAUGGCUCGGCAGUACCAAGCUGGCACAUGGAGGAAGGACUUGCCACCAUUCCAAAGGGUGAUGGUUCACCCGGACAGCGUGGGAGUGCUGCCCCCUGGAUUCCCCACAGCAUGCCCUUUUGCUGAGUACUCUCAAGCCCAGCCCCAAAACUUGUUAAAUCAUGGGGGAGGGACUGGGAGCCAGGACUCCUGGGUUCUUUCCCUGGAUCUGGGAGGGGAGUGGGGUCUAGUGGUUAGAGCAGGGGGGGAAGGGGAGUCAGGACUUGCUGUCUGUAAAUUUCAAGCCUAGUCCCUUCCCCAGCUCUGUGCCUCAGUUUCCCCCAGGUGUUCCAGGACCUGCCCUGGCUCCAUGUUUUUGUAGCUCUUUGGGGCUCGGCUGGGUGGGAGCGAACGGCUGCGACCUGCCAUUAAUUACUAAACAAUAUUUCCCUGGUGGGAAACGGCGUCCCUGGGCAGACACAUCCCAGUGGCAGUGGGAACAGAGGCCGCUGUUGGUACAACACAGUGGGGAGCAGCCCGUGUGAAUCUGCAUCACCCCCCCCGGGACUCCACUGCAAACCCCUUCCCACCAGCUGUGGAGCUAGCCCCAGUGACUCUAUGGAGCGACGGCCGAUGGACAUGGGCUGGCCCAUACCUGAGAUGAUGAGAUACAUUUUAAGUGUCACUCUACCCUAUGCUGCUGUUGAGGGGUGGGGCUGGGAGCCAGGACUUCUGGUUUCAAUUCUCAGCUCCAUCCCUCCCUCCGCCUCAGUUUCCCUUCCUCCCCCAAAGCCAGGGGGAGUGCUGCUUUGCCAAGGGGCCAGCUGGCUGUGUUUUUCUGGGGGGUGCCCCACUCCCGCUAGGGCACUAACACUGAACAUAGAUUCCGGGUGACACAUUUUGUAUGGAUGGGGGGGGUGGGGUUUUUUUAAACGCCUGUAACCCUGCCAGCCGCUAUCCUGUCUGUACAGAGCCGCCGCGCGGAAUAAAUAGACUGUAUUUAUUUA